CUUCGUGGGGCGCACCCGUCUCCUCUCUCUCUCCUCUCUGUGUUCCCUCUCGCUCCCUUGCCCUCUCUACGCCAGUACGCCUUCUCCGAAGCCGCCAUUCCCAAGAGCAGCAGCAGCAGCAGCAGCAGCUGAGCUCGUCGCCCCAGGACGCAGCGCCACCGGCACCACUCCGCCGCCGCUUGCCCCUCUCACACGCGUGGAGAUCCGGGCCGGCAUUUCCUGGGUGGGCACUGGUUGCUGCGCUUGUUACUAAAAAAAGGCGCCUGCUUUUUUUUGGAGCUCCCCGGUGCUCUCAUCUCGGAAGACGUUCAGUGAAAGGUGUGGGUAUUGUACUUUGACUUGCCUGCCCAGGAUGCCCCUGCCGGCGACGGACUGAGUUGGCGUACUCCUUGUCUGCCAGUGUUGAAUCAGUCUAAUUGGGCCAUGGGGUCGUCUGGCUGUAGCUCUGAGAUAGUUGAGUCCACCGAGGAAUUCGACAGUACACCCUUUGGUGGAUCCAGCUUGCUGCAUAUUAAACUCAAAGAUGAAGAGAAGCGCGGCAAAUGUCAUGAUUAUCCUGUGGAAGAUGACCUCGACCAGCUUCUUAAAGCUAUUGAUAGCAGGACCUUCCGAAGGGCGCUUAGUCCUGGCAGCACAGGUGGAAAUGCGCUGGGGAAUAGUGUUCUCAAGAAACCAGCUAGGUCUGGGUUGUCUCAAAGUGCAGGCAUCGGGAUAUCCUCUAAGACUGUUAAUAUGAAGCAAGCGCUGAGAAGGCUAUGCAUUUCCCAGGCAUCGGAAAUGGCUGCAAUGAAGAGGUUGUCGAUGUCACCUGGAUCUUCAAGUUCAUCCGAAGCUGGGACUAUCCACAGGCUUUAUGCCUCUUUGAUGGUCCAAAGUAGUUCUGAGGGUCUUCUGCAUGAUGAUGAGAAGAUGAACCUGAUUGAAAUAUCGCUCACUCCAGAGAAGAUUGGUUCAUCUAGAGGUACGAGUGAGUUCAGCGAAGACUGUGAAUUUGAGACAGCUGAUGGAAGUGCAGUCACCUCUACCUCUAUCUGUUCUGCUUCGUCAACCUCCGCUGAGAUUAGGAAGAUCAGAAUCCAAGAUGUAAUCAGUGGUGACCCUAUGGAUAAUGAGAGUUCCUUGGUGGAAAAUGGUAAACUAGGAAGUAAAUUUUCUGUAGCUACUGAUGAUGGCUCUCCCAGAGUCCCAAUCUUGAGCAAACCUAUCACUACAUCCCGACUUGUGAAGCCAGUCUUUCGAUGCAAGCCUUCUGGUAAGAAGAAAGUGAAAGAAGAACCAUCUUCGUUGGGUGAUUCCUCCAAUAGUACUAAAUUCUGCUCUUCAAAGGAGUCAAUCUCCCUCGCAUCAACCAGCUGCUCUUCAACAUCUAGUGUUACAAAUCCCACCAGCUGUGCAGAAGAAGAGAAAUCAACUCCAGGACCAGAAAAAUCUGAUGGAACAUCUUCUGAGUGGUUGGCAGAGGAAAAGGGCGAGUGUUCCCAGAAUUCAAAGAGCAGUAUUAGUGAGUAUGGUUGUAGCACAAGUAUCAGCGGCGAGAGCCAAUUUGGAUUGUGUGGCUAUAGUAACAGGCCACACAUGGCAAAGGAUCUGCGGUGGCUAACCAUUCGUCAGUUGGCAUUGCAACAGGGUUCCUUAGGACUCGACAAUUUCAAGCUUCUGAAGAGGCUUGGUUGUGGGGACAUUGGGACUGUAUAUCUUGCUGAGUUGGUUGAUUCAGAUUGCUUAUUUGCUUUGAAGGUUAUGGACAUUGAGUACCUUAUUAAUAGAAAGAAGAUGCUACGAGCACAAGCUGAGAGGGAGAUAUUAGAAAUGCUAGAUCAUCCAUUUCUCCCGACUCUUUAUGCCCAUUUUACCACGGACAAUCUCUCAUGUUUGGUCAUGGAGUACUGUCCAGGCGGUGAUUUGCAUGUUCUUCGUCAAAGACAACCUGGAAAAAGCUUUCCAGAGCCAGCAGCAAGGUUUUAUGUUGCAGAAGUUCUCCUUGCUUUGGAAUAUCUUCACAUGCUAGGGGUCAUAUACCGUGAUCUAAAGCCGGAGAACAUUCUAGUCCGUGAAGAUGGGCAUAUAAUGUUAUCAGACUUUGACCUUUCACUGAGGUGCUCAGUGAAUCCAGUGCUCCUUCGGUCAUCUUCUAUUACAGCAAAUCACCAACCAAGGAAACUUACAGGACCUUGUGCAGAGAACUACUGCAUCAAUUCGUCUUGCCUCCAGCAACCCUCUUGUGCCCAAACAUCUUGCUUCACACCACGACUACCAUCAAUUCCAAAGCCUCGGAAGCCCAAGUCCUCCCAGAAAAGGCUUCCUCAGCUUGUUGUAGAGCCUACUGAUGCACGCUCUAAUUCCUUUGUUGGCACACAUGAGUACCUUGCACCAGAAAUCAUCAAAGGGGAUGGCCAUGGAAGUGCUGUUGACUGGUGGACCUUUGGCGUCUUCCUUUAUGAACUUUUAUAUGGCAAGACACCCUUCAGAGGACCUGGGAAUGAUGAAACAUUGGCAAAUGUGGUCUCACAGAAUCUCCGGUUCCCAGACAAUCCAUCUGUGAGCAGCAACGCCAAAGAUCUGAUCAGAGGUUUACUGGUGAAGGAGCCUGAGAACAGAUUUGGAUCGUUGAGAGGAGCUGCUGAAAUCAAGCAGCACCCUUUCUUUGAAGGAUUGAAUUGGGCUCUGAUUCGUUCUGCUGCUCCUCCAGAGACACAACCUUGCAACGUCGUGACUCUUGCCAAAGAGCGGAAGAAAGAAGGCAAAUGCCUGGAGUUCAGAAGCAACUCCGAGGACCUUGAAUUUGAAGUUUUUUAGUGUGGUUCUGGUACAGUUUAGCACCAUUUCCGCUGAUAUAGCCUACAUUUUUUUCUUUGAGUAGCCAAAGGCUGGGGGUGUACAUGUAGAUUCCUGUAUUUCAGUAACUGCUAUGUCCCUGUCAAUAGCAUCACCAAAUUGAAAAGAAUAAGCACAGCUUAUGCUAUUAUUAUCAUUGCUGCUGCAUAUGAAUUGGUUCCUAUUGGAGGCUAAGUAAAUUUCACUUUCACGAACC
Sorghum bicolor (sorghum) is the source of this 3031-nucleotide messenger RNA. Its product is annotated as serine/threonine-protein kinase D6PKL1. The transcript has 3 exons. Gene Ontology annotation, cellular component: nucleus; cytoplasm; plasma membrane. Gene Ontology annotation, molecular function: ATP binding; protein serine/threonine kinase activity. Gene Ontology annotation, biological process: protein phosphorylation. The coding region runs from base 424 to 2796 and encodes 790 amino acids. NCBI's taxonomy places the organism in Eukaryota, Viridiplantae, Streptophyta, Magnoliopsida, Poales, Poaceae. The record is from RefSeq and is a predicted model, not a curated record.